GCGGUGCUUCAAAUCAGCGGGUUGGUUAGUUCAUUCGUGUUGCCGGUUCCAAACGGGUGGUGUAUUUCGCGCACGUGUUACAACAUCGAAAUCUUCAAGUGGUUAACAAUCAAAAGCAACAAAAUAAUAAACAAAUAAGUCUUCUGAUAGAUAAAAACAUUAAUUAUACAUUUAGCUGGGUUUUAGGGCUUCCACGACAGAAUGGAUAGUAGCGCCAAGCCGGAACGGAAAAAUCCUCGUCAAGGGGCGAACUUUCUGUCGCAAUUACUAUUUGUCUGGGCUGUGCCUUUGCUGUAUCGCGGAUCACGACAGGGCCUGAAUACAGAUGAUCUGACAGAAUGUCUGAAGGAAGAUCACUCGGAGGAGCUGGGCGAUCGGCUGGAGGACGAGUGGUACAAGGAACUAGAGCGCGCCCAUCGCAAGUCCGAAAAGCCACGUCUGCGCAACGCCUUGUUUCGCUGUUUUCUAGGACCCACCAUAGUCAACGGCAUAAUAUGCCUUGUCUACAUAGUGAUCAAAACCCUUAUACCCGCCAUACUGGCGCAGCUACUGCUGCAGUUUCAGCAUCAAUCGUCCACCUUGUCGGAAAUGGUUGAAGCCGAAGCCCAAAACUUUACCAGCGUGCUUAACCGCAAAGCAAGGGCCAUGACAGCCUUGGGUGUAACUUCGGGGGAAGGUAAUGUCAAUUCACCAAAUGCACUGGAUAGCGAUGAUCCUCUCAAGGACCAUGUAAAGAAUUUUUUUCCUGCUGCAGCGUCCAAUACCACCGAACGGAAUGCCUUGGAGGAGGGAGUUCAUUAUAUUUGGAAUGAUGUUUAUAGCCUUGGUAUCGUCUUGGUUGUUUCGACGAUGCUCGGUUGCUUCCUGGUACAUCAUGUGGACCUUCGUCAACGCCUGAUGGGAGCGCGAAUGCGCAUAGCCUGCUGCUCUCUUAUUUAUCGAAAGACCCUGCGGCUGUCCAUGAAAACAGCGGGCCAGACACCAGCCGGAUAUCUGAUCAAUCUACUCUCAAAUGAUGUCAAUCGCCUGGACUACGGUUUUAUUUUUAUCCACUGGAUCUGGAUUAUGCCCAUCCAAGCGGUGCUCACUUGCUAUUUGAUAUGGCUGCGUAUUGGCAUCCCGGCCCUGGUGGGCGUCAUUGGAUUACUGCUAAAAACUGUGCCCUUACAGUCGGCGUUAAGUAAGCUGACCUCAGUGCUUCGACUGCGCAUAGCUGAGCGCACGGAUGCGCGCGUGGGCAUCAUGAACGAGCUGGUGCAGGGCAUACAGGUAAUCAAGAUGUACGCUUGGGAGAAACCCUUUCAGGCAGUGGUCGCCGAGGCUAGACGCUGCGAGAUUCAACAAAUACGCUACGCUUCGUAUCUCCGUGGAUUCUAUCUCAGCACCAUGGUGUUCACGGAGCGUUCCACUUUGUACAUCACUUUGGUUGCAGCCGCUCUCAUGGGGCAGCAAAUUACGGCGGAUUUCGUCUUUUCGGCUGCAAGCUAUUAUAACAUCCUGCAAUUGGUGGCUGCGAUAUGGUAUCCGCUGGCAGUAACCUUCGGAGCCGAGGCGCUGGUCUCUUUGAGUCGCAUUCAGGCCUUUCUUCAGCUAGAGGGUCGCGAUGAGAAGGUCCAUGGACUAACGCAUAAAGGGCAGCAAGAUAGCGGAGAUACGCGAGCCAUUGUCCUAAAGGACAUCAGUGCCAAUUGGGACAAGGAGAAACCGCAACGUACACUACAGAACUUCAAUCUGCAGAUAGAGAAGGGACAGCUUUGUGCGGUCAUUGGACAGGUUGGAGCUGGCAAGAGUUCAUUGCUCCAGCUGCUGCUUGGGGAGCUGCCCAUAAUCGAUGGUGGCGUAAUUAUUGAGGGUGAACUAUCCUAUGCUUCGCAAGAGCCUUGGCUCUUCACCGGCACCGUUCGGAAUAACAUACUCUUUGGCGAACAGUACGAGCGAAAGCGUUACCAGGAUGUAACCAGGUGCUGUGCCCUGACUACGGAUUUCCAGCAGCUCAGCAGCGGUGACAAGACGAUCGUGGGAGAGCGUGGAGCUUCCCUAUCUGGUGGUCAACGUGCGCGCAUUAGCUUGGCUAGGGCCGUCUAUAAACCAGCAUCCAUUUAUCUUCUCGAUGAUCCGUUAAGCGCAGUAGACUCCCAUGUUGGAAGACAUCUUUUCGACGAAGUCAUUGGACCCCGUGGCAGACUGGCUCAGCAAAAGGCAACCCGUUUGCUGGUUACCCAUCAAAUACACUUUCUCUCAGAAGCAGAUUGGAUUGUUAUUGUGGACCAAGGUCGCAUCUUGAGGCAGGGGACAUAUACGGACCUAAUCAACAGUGAGUUGGACUUUGCUAAGCUAUUGGAGCGUCCGAAGGAGGCGGAAAAAUCGAAUGGCAGCUUGCAAGCAUCAUCAAUUACAACUCUGAGUGGACAUGAGGAUAUAGAGGAAGAUGAUGAUAUACCUUACAUUGAUGGCGUUCGUGAUGGGUAUCAUCCGCUGCGGAAACAAAGCAAUUCCACACAUGGCAGCAAGUCGCUUAGCAACAGUGACCAAACGGGCAUCGAUCAAGAUGAUGAUGAAUUAGCCGAGGCGCAAGCCUCUGGAAGCAUAUCGCCGCGUGUGUGGUACGAGUACUUCCAUGCGGGCAGCACCUUCUUGAGCUUUAGUUUUAUGGUAUGCAUCAUGCUGCUCUCCCAAGUGGUGUGUAGCAGCUCUGACUAUUUUGCCAAUAUCUGGACGCAGCAGGAGCAUCAGAGAUCUCAGGGGGAGCCCACUAAUUUCACCACCUACGAAUGCAUGUACAUUUAUGGCGCUCUCAUUAUUGGUGUAGUCGUCAUGACCACAUUUCGAGGAUUCUUGUUCUUUAAGACAUGCAUGCACGCCUCCAAGGUGCUGCACGAUCGAAUGUUCAGUUGUAUAUUGCAUGCGACCAUGCGAUUCUUCGAUACCAAUCCCUCCGGUCGUAUACUUAAUCGUUUCUCCAAAGAUAUGGGCGCUAUUGAUGAGCUUCUGCCGCGCGCCAUGAUGGACUUUAUACAGAUUGCUCUGGUCAUGUUUGGCAUACUGAUUGUGAUUUCUGUGGUGAAUCCCGUGUUAAUGGCUGCAAUGCUGGUUGUGGGUAUCAUCGACAUGCUCAUAUUGAAGCUCUAUCUGCGUCCCUCGCAGGAUCUGAAGCGUCUAGAAGGCAUUUGCCGCAGUCCGGUAUUUUCGCACUUAAGCUGCUCUUUGACGGGGCUGUCGAUCAUACGUUCACGUCAGCUACAGGAUGUGGUCGCCAAAGAGUUUGAUUUGCUUCAAGAUGUGCACAGCAGCGUCUGGCAAUUGACCAUGGCGGCCAACACAGCAUUGGGACUGUGGUUGGACUGCGUCAGUUGUGCCUUUCUCACAGCUGUGACUUUCAGUUUCAUUAUCACCAGUGAAACCACAUAUAGCGGCAAUGUUGGUCUGGCCAUCUCGCAGGCCAUGAUUCUUACGGGCAUGGUGCAGUAUGGUGUUCGUCAGGUGGCCGAGUCACUGCAACAGAUGACCAGUGUUGAGCGUGUGCUUCAGUACACGGAACUCGAACAGGAGACGGCGUCUAGAGGCAAGGAGCCUUCCCAACAUUGGCCCACGUUGGGUCAGGUGGAGCUGCGUGACAUGAGUUGCCGCUAUGAUCCCAAUGGCUCAGCAGUUCUCAAGCAUCUUAGCUUGACCAUUGAACCAGGCUGGAAGGUGGGGAUUGUGGGUCGCACUGGUGCGGGCAAAUCUUCGCUGAUUGGCGCACUAUUUCGUCUGGCAUACAUUGAGGGUGGCAUCUAUAUUGAUGACAUCGAAACGGGUAGUAUUUCCCUGGAGACCUUACGUACCCGUAUUUCCAUCAUACCACAAGAUCCAGUGCUCUUCUCCGCUACAAUUCGAUAUAACUUGGAUCCCUUUGAACUCUACAGCGACGCAGAAUUGUGGCGCGCUCUGGAGGAUGUCGAAUUGCGAGCGGCGAUUCCUGGUCUAGACUUUAUGGUCACCGAGCGUGGCAGCAAUUUCAGUGUGGGUCAGCGACAGCUUCUCUGCUUGGCGCGUGCGAUCCUACGCAACAACAAGGUUCUAGUGCUGGAUGAGGCUACCGCCAACGUGGAUCCACAAACGGAUUCACUGAUCCAGCGCACGAUACGUGUCAAAUUCCAGCACUGUACAGUGUUGACUGUCGCACACAGACUGCACACCGUUAUGGAUUCGGAUCGUAUAAUUGUUAUGGAUGCUGGAAAUGCAGUUGAAUUUGAUGUACCACAUUUACUGCUGAAGAAAUCGCAGGGAGUACUCAGACAAAUGGUCGAGGCCACUGGAGGAGAGGCGGAGGCACUCAAGAGUGUGGCCAGCAACUCUUUUAAGCGCAUGCAGCAGGAGCGUGAGGAGCAGCGAGCACGUGAGGAACAGCAGGAGGACUAGGUGCUGGAACUGAUCGAUAUGUAUUCAAUGCAGGACUUGGCGUUUAAUUUAAAAUAUUUAAAAUCCAGCAAGAUUACAGCCCUUUAUGUAGGCCCAGUUAAUGCAUUCAUUUAAACUUUAUGAAAAACUAAGAAAAUUUCAAAUUUUCCCGAAUUAGCUUCAUAAUAUUUGUAUGAAAAAUUAGGACAACUCAUGAACCGUACCAAAAUGAUUUACUUGUAUAUACUUUGUUAACAACGUCCCAUGUUUGUAAGCUUUGUUGGAUUUGUACUUUUUUGUUUUCGUUAUUUGUCAGUCACUUAUUUCUCGUAUCGGUUACUACUUAAAAAAUCUAGAUGUACUGCCUUAUAUGUAAGUUUAAAAAAUGCAAUGUACUUGGGAGCAAUUUUACAGUAAGUUUAAAGAGUAUAUUAAUUGCAGGAUCAAAGGUUUAAGUGUAAAGUUCUUAGAUUUAGAUAUAUCAGAAAUACCCAACGAUUUUGAAAGAACUCAAUAUAAAUAAUUUAUUUUAUAUACUCAUACAUUUGUUGGGUUGUUUGCAACAGACAAUAGUAAACCAGGAUAACAAAGUGUAAUUUGAGAUAAAUCUCCUGCAAACUUUAUAUAUCUGAUAUAAUGCACUCUAAGAAUUUUUCCUUUACCCACUUAACAUGUUAGUUAGCAUUUCAAAUAUAUUUAGUGUAUAAGAAAUCUACACAUCAAGGCCGGAUAUAAUCCAAUAAACACAAAAACAAUCACACUGUGAACUCUUGUACUUGAAACAUUGGCUGGAAAGCUGUAUGCGAAAUU
Messenger RNA from Drosophila novamexicana, 5190 nucleotides. RefSeq names its product multidrug resistance-associated protein 4-like. The transcript is spliced from 8 exons. Bases 202 to 4401 code for a protein of 1399 amino acids. Gene Ontology annotation, biological process: transmembrane transport. Gene Ontology annotation, cellular component: membrane. Gene Ontology annotation, molecular function: ATP binding; ABC-type transporter activity; ATP hydrolysis activity. NCBI's taxonomy places the organism in Eukaryota, Metazoa, Arthropoda, Insecta, Diptera, Drosophilidae. The record is from RefSeq and is a predicted model, not a curated record.